This is a messenger RNA of Gadus macrocephalus (Pacific cod), 3788 nucleotides long. RefSeq names its product fibrinogen silencer-binding protein (gene fsbp). The transcript is spliced from 2 exons. The coding region runs from base 1856 to 2839 and encodes 327 amino acids. NCBI's taxonomy places the organism in Eukaryota, Metazoa, Chordata, Actinopteri, Gadiformes, Gadidae. The record is from RefSeq and is a predicted model, not a curated record.
CAGGAUCAUGACAUAGAAAACCCUUGUUUGCUCUCUGUCACAUUAUUUUACAUAUAUGAAUUCACUUAUUUUCUUUGGGGGUAAUUAGUUGUUUUUACCAAACCAAGGGAUUUUGAUGUUAUAAACACGGCCCAAUGACAUAGCCACAGUGCAAGGGAUGGUAAUCAAAAUAAUGUGUUCAUAAUGUGAGAUUUUUUUAAUUAUUAUUAUGAAGCUCUGGUAGGAAACUGUUAAGUCUAAUGAUACAUCUAAAUUACUCGUAUGACAGACAGUUUGUAGGCCUUAUUGCUUGCAGAUUUGUGAGGAAACGGCUAAACAUGUGAUACAGAAUGUUACUCUGUAUGGCGGUCCUGAAUGCUAGUGUCUGCAUUAUAAUCAAACAACCUCCCUCAAGUAAAGGGAUCGAUGUCUUUAGUGUACCUUGCUCACAUUAAUCAUAUUUUAUUAUAAGUUGCAAUGCAACGUCGUUGCAUUAUAGGCUUGGUGAGAAUCGAGCUACUUACUUUUUACGCAGUGGUAAUAGCGAAAACCAUGCGCAAAAAAACAUAAGACAGUUGUGUAUUUCUAAAUGUGAUUAUGGAUCUAAAUGUAGACCCCCCCCCCCCCCCUCAUUACGGGUUGAGAACAGUUUAUAAACAAAAUUAAGAUUCGCUUGGUCCCAUAAAUUAAAGCUAUUCUGCCAGUAGUCGUCUUUCUCCCAUCGUGGACAAAGAACGUCUCUCCAGGUUCGGGAAAUUCACAACGAUUAAGUUCUCUCAUGCGGUUUAUUGAUUUCCAGCAAAAGAAGAACACACAUAAUUGUUAGAAAUUACAGUUUUCCCGAUUCCUUAAUUGUCACCAAACCACCCAUAUCUGUUGAGACAACGCUCUGUUAAACCCAGCAGCGGAGUGACAGCAGCCGGUCUAGCGUUGUGUUAAGAGGCGGGGGUUGUGCAGCGGCAGCGGUCGGCAGAUUAGGACUGUGCUCAGGAUCAGUGAGCAGACUCGGCUCGUCUCCCUCCCUCCUCUCCCGACAGCCACUAGUGCCGAUACCCAUCUCCUCUAUAAGCAAUUGUAUUGUUUCUGCAGGCACAAUUAGAUACCGGAUUGGUGUGAACAAUUAUAUAAUUUACGUCUGCAGUCGCGACACCGCUAGGUUUGUUGUGUAUAUAUAAAGCGCUGCUUCUUGCAGGCAUUCAGGCAAAUGUCUCCUCCCCCUUUGAGUUAAGUCAGUGCUAUUUCCCCGCUCGUCUCCUAUUGUCACCAUAGGAAAAAGGUUUUUGACCCAUAGCAAUCAACUAAAGUCGAGUGCCGUGCCUGAAGUGUACAUGUCCAUGUUUAUUCUGUGUAUAACGACCCGUGUUAUUAAAAAGAGUCUGCGUUACUGUGGUGUGAAUGCUGUGCUUGGUUCGGGGUUUAGAGAGACCGGGCUGUAAGUAGGUCGGGCCGGGUUUAAGCGGCUUAACUACGUCAGCCUAAGCUGGGAGGAAUUCAUUGUAGAGCCCUCCGCGGUAGGCGGGGGCCUAAACGAGGCUGGCCUAGUUAAGCCUGAUUCUUAUUGUGUGCAGUCUGUUUUUGUUGUGCAACACAGCAGAGAGGACCAAAGGCAGCGUGUAUAGGUUCCCAUGCAUGCAAGGCAUGGAUUGGUUUUGAUUGGGAAAAACAGGAAACGAACGUUUUUCUGUUUAAGAAUUAAACCGGUAUCAGCUUCAUCGCCCUGGACAAAGACAAGGACAGCUGGAGGCCAUUAUUACGAUCAGGGACAAAGGGAGCUCGGGUGGAGCGGCGAAGAGUUAAAGUUCACAAGUGGGGCAAUUGAAAGGUGUCUGAUCAGAGGCACUAUUUUGCCCCGCGUCGGCCCUGCCAUGCUGUGAAGAUGGCAUCGAGCUCCUUGUUUCUGUCUAGCAUGGUGGGCAAGUCGCGCUCCUCCAACUUCACCCUCUCCGAGAAGCUCGACCUGUUGAAGCUGGUGCGCCCUCAUGUGCGCAUUCUGGAGGAGCACACCAACAAGCAUGCCGUCAUCGUAGACAAGAACAAGUGUUGGGACACCGUGGCCGACCAGUACAACUCGCUGGGAGGGGACAGACCCCAGCGCACCGCUCAGGGCCUCCGGACUCUAUACAAGAGACUGAAGGAGUCGGCCAAGCAGGAGCUGAUGCAGAGGAGACACGCCCAGCCCGAAUACAGGGGGAGCAUUUCGGAGCCAACCAGGAGGGUGAUGGAGAUGAUUCCUCAGUUGUUUCACCACGUGCCCGUACAGGAUAAAGACCAAGCGCUGCGCAGGUUAAUAUACAACAAACACAACUCUCCCAUUGAGCACCCGGCCAGCAGCUCCUCUCUGCCCGGCCUGCAGGAUUACCCAGCAGCCCUCCCGCUUGCCCACAAGCUGGUCCAGCUGGAGCCCGAGGAGGAUGUGAAGCCGCCUCCCGAGCUCCCCGUCCUACCCCUCGUCACGGGGCCGGAAGGGGUCAGGGAACAGGAGCAGGUAGGCAACGUUGACGACGAGUCUCUGGUCAGCGUGCAGGACUACGAGCCGUCCCUGUCCCCCGCCCUGUCCACCUCCUCGGUCAACAUCCCCCUCUCCGGGUCACCACUGGUGGACCCCCACCACGACCUGUACCCCAACGUCCUGUACCCCCACGACCACCUGGAGCACGAGCGCUUCCGGCCCCACCACUUCGCCAAGGAGGAGCACGAGCUGGUGCUAGCCAACCACCAGAAGGUGGCGGUGUACCUGGAGGAGAAGAGGGAGGGGCUGAAGAGGAAGCAGGAGCUGGAGGAGGAGCUACUGAGAGCCAAGAUCAAGGUGGAGCGGCUGAGGGCGGCCAGACUGAGACACGGGCUGCCUCUGCCUCUAUAGCACAAGCCUGAGGAGACACAGCCUGCCUUUGGUAGCAAUGCCCUUAAACUCUUGAACGGGACCCACAAUGGGUCGCGGUCCGGUUGGAGGUGGGUCGCAACCCCCAAAACACGGGAGUGCUCAGAGUGUGUGGUCGGGACCCAAGGACACACUGAAAUGGUCUUUUGGUCCAGAGAUGAACGUGUGGAGGAACCUCUGCUCUAUAGCACACAUAAUGGCACCCUAAGUCUGAGGAGGGGACUGAAGAAUCCCUCAGCCUCAAUGGAUGAAUAUUUUCUUAGUUUUGCUUGAGACCUGUUUUAGCCCAAAAUACUUUUGAGGGCCGUAGUCUAACGAUGCAUUGCCUACAGCCCGAUUUUCAUCAGAGUAAUUCCAAUCAUCCAAAACAUUUUUGUCAUAUUUUUAUGGCAGAUACGACCAUAUUACUAAUGACCUGCCAGUACAAAACCUUACUAUGCUCAAAUGUAAGGGAAUGAACCGUGUGAUUAGGUAUUUUCUACAUUUCAGAAUGUGUAUUUGCCCCUGUUGGGUUAGUUUAGUGACUGGCCAUUUUUUAUUAAUUUGAGAACAGUUUGCAAAGAAGAGCUCAAGCUAGUUCCUACAAGGUUUGAGAAGCAUGCAAAGAUUGGAAAAAUAAGCCUUUCAAUGCAAUCCUUAAUUAUUUUGAAGAUGAAUGGACAUUAAGACAUUAGCACUGUGAUACUUCUGUUUUGGUGGGAUGAGCCCUUCCACUUCAAGGCCUUGACAAGACAUUUGUGAUGUCUUGUCAACAGAAAUCCUCAUAUGGAGAUCUAAAAUAAAUAAAUAACAGGGAGCACAUGGAAGCUUUAUAUAUUGAAUGGAAUCUUUGAUGUGUGAUGUUGUUUAAAUGUUGUGCUAAUAAUGGUACAAGAGUGUUCCUCUGUCCCAGUUCAAUGUUCAUGCACUUAUUAAAAAAUAAUUAACCGUU